CAAUUCCAGCCCGCGACAAGUUUUUGGCCGGAGUUACUGGCCCAGCCGACGCAUCACGCUGAUUACCGACACUGGGACGUGCGUCUAGAGGGGCUCACGCUUAAGAUGGCCGUCUCCCCGCAGGGAUUUCGUCGCGGCCGCGUGGCCAAUCACAUCGUGCGCGUAAACUUUGACAUAGAAGUGGAGAGGAUGGCUGACGUAGUGUUCCCUUUAGCAG
Amoebophrya sp. A120 is the source of this 217-nucleotide messenger RNA. NCBI's taxonomy places the organism in Eukaryota, Dinophyceae, Syndiniales, Amoebophryaceae. The record is from the annotation of a GenBank genome assembly.